Messenger RNA from Botrytis deweyae, 1029 nucleotides. RefSeq lists its product as uncharacterized. Gene Ontology annotation, biological process: ubiquinone biosynthetic process. Gene Ontology annotation, cellular component: mitochondrial inner membrane. The coding region runs from base 1 to 1029 and encodes 342 amino acids. The transcript has a single exon. The record is from RefSeq and is a predicted model, not a curated record. Lineage: Eukaryota; Fungi; Ascomycota; Leotiomycetes; Helotiales; Sclerotiniaceae. Gene Ontology annotation, molecular function: 4-hydroxybenzoate polyprenyltransferase activity.
AUGGCAAUUGGUAUGAAAUUUGACACUAACCCAAAUACUAUGCCUUCUCUGCCAGAUUAUGUCCCCCCAACCAAAGGACCUCUUUCACUAUUACCAGCUACUUGGGUGCCAUACGCUCAGCUUAUGCGAAUAGAGAAACCAGCAGGUUACUUUGCAUUCUACUUCCCUCACAUUGCUGGCUUACUCUUUGCACAAUCUCAUGCUGCCAACUUAUCUUUUCCACGCCCCAGCUUCGAGCAGCGCCUUGUUCCACAUUUGUACGUUUUAAGCGGAUGUCUAUUUCUGCGUGGAGCUGCAUGCACAUGGAACGAUUUUCUAGACGCCCCCUAUGAUCGACAAGUUGCACGAUGCAGACUGCGACCCAUUGCACGGAAUGCUGUCAGUGGACCUGCAGCUCUGGGUUUCAUGGCCAUUCAAACAGUACUAGGAGUGUUAACGACCCUUGCGCCACUGCCUCACUCGGCUCGCGCACCAGCUGCCUUGCUUUCCGCUACGCAGAUAGUGUAUCCUCUAUGUAAGCGAUUCACCGAUUAUCCACAGUUGUGGCUUGGUGUCUCAUUUGCUUUCGGAGUUGGCGUAGGCGCCGGAGCAGGUGGUAUCGACUUUGUGGAGAUGUGCGGAAGAUUAGAUGCACUAGAAAGUAGUGAGGCACGCAUCCUUUGCGCUCUUGCUUGCCUGUACUUCUUUGUCGUACUUAACACGUUGAUUUAUGACACCGUAUAUGGGCACCAAGACCUAAAAGACGACUUGAAAGCAGGAGUCAGAAGUUUAGCGGUGGCAUGGAGAGACAACACCAAAAGAAACUGCGCAGUUUUGGCGGUAAUUGAGAUUGCUUUACUCUUAGCUACUAGCAUCCUUGGCAGGUUGACUAUGGGCUUCGAUAUAUUGGCGAUUGGUGGCACGACAUUGGUGCUCAUCAUGAUGUUGUACUCGGUCAAGCUCGAAGAUCCCGAAAGUUGCAUGACGUGUUUCAAGUGGCUCAUCUGGGGAACUGGUGCCACUCUAUCUCUGGGCUUGUUAUCUUCUUGA